Molecule: messenger RNA, 357 nt
Organism: Paramuricea clavata
Lineage: Eukaryota; Metazoa; Cnidaria; Anthozoa; Malacalcyonacea; Plexauridae
Source: the annotation of a GenBank genome assembly
AUGGAAGACAAACCCGAGCAAACUCAAGUACCGACUACGUCAGUAGCGGCUACGCAGGGUACCCGAGUACCAGUAACAAGUGAAAAGAAGAAAGACCCAAAAAGAGUAGCUGCAGGAAAACGAUUAGCUGCAAUCAGUAAGAUAGCAAAGGAGAGGAAAAAGAAACUUGCAGAACCUAGGGAGUCAUCUAGUGACAGUAUAAUUGCCUAUGUGGGAGUGGCGAUUGCACUGAUAUCUCUUGUGUUAGCAUAUAAAACACAUCAGAGGGAAACUAAGGAACUAGAACAUAAGCACAUUCCUAAAACUGUAGAAGUAACUAAGAAAGCUGAUGAGUCCAGGUUAGAUUCACUUGAAUGA